UUUCAGGAAAUCCUUAGUGCAUUCCCACUCUGUACCUGAGCAGAGCCUGAGAGGGGGAAUAAGUAAAUUACCUGGAGUUAUUUCUUCUCUGCAGCAGAAGAAGGAAUCAUGGAAGGUGAACUAGCCAUUAGAGCUGUGAUGAUAGUGAUGGUUGUAGCACUCUGUGGAGCUGUGCCCACCACUUCACCCAGCCAACAGGAGCUCACAAAAGCCCAGGACUAUCUGUCUCAGUUUUUCUCUGAUGUGGGCGUCAGUCCCCCCAACAGUGUCUGGCGCAGCUCUCUAGACUCCUUUGAAGACACUCUCAGAAAAAUGCAGGAGUAUUUUGGCCUUGAAGUGACGGGGCAGUUGGAUUCCAACACCAUGGAAGUGAUGGGUCGCCCCCGUUGUGGUUUCACAGACGUGAGCAGUUAUAGUCACUUUGAGGGUCGACCAAAGUGGGGCAAGACUGUGAUCACAUACAGGAUAACUGACUACACACCAGACUUGAGUCAAAGUGCUGUGGAUGCCACCCUAGCCAAGGCUCUGAAACUCUACAGUGAUGUCGUUCCUCUGGAUUUCAAGCAGAUUCACAGUGGCACUGCUGACAUGAUGAUCACAUUCAGGACUCGAGACCAUGGAGAUUUUGCUCCGUUUGAUGGGCAGAAUGGAGUCCUGGCCCAUGCGUUCUCUCCUGGAGAAGGCCACGGAGGUGACACCCACUUUGAUGAAGAUGAAAACUGGACUCUGACCUCAACAGGAGCCAACCUGUUCUUAGUGGCAGCCCAUGAGUUUGGCCAUGCACUGGGACUGGCCCACUCUCAGGUCCAGACAGCUCUGAUGUAUCCCAACUACCAAUAUGUGAACACAGAGGGAUACAAGCUGCCGGACGACGACAGGCAGGGAGUACAAGCAAUCUACGGAAUCAGAGCAACAUCAGGUCAACCAACGACUAAACCUGACCCACAACCUACACCUGAGUCAGAUCCUGAGCCCACACCAGACAGGUGCAGCCGAAUCCUGAUGUUUGAUGCAGUAACCUCCAUUCAGAGAAAUCUUUACUUCUUUAAAAAUGGAUAUUUCUGGAAGAGGAGCAGCUCCUGGGACGGAAUCACCAUGAAGAGAAUUCAGUCUGUCUGGCCUGGAAUCAGCAAAGUUGAUGCUGCUUAUGAGUAUAAGAAAACUGAUACUGUAAUUUUCUUUGAAGGGGAUCAUUACUGGGGGAUCAGAGGAAACACUGUCCUACCUGGUUAUCCCAAACCUCUCAGCGACUUUGGCUUCCCUCUGUUUGUCACCAAGGUAGAUGCUGCUGUCCAUGUGUCAUUCACAAGCAGAACUCUCCUCUUUGUGGGCAACAGAUACUGGAGCUACAAUGAGAGGGGGGGCAGAAUGGAUGUCGGGUACCCCAAAUUCACACACAGAAAUCUCCCUGGGAUUGGCUUCAGAGUGGAUGCUGCUUUUGAGAACAAGGGUUACCUGUACUUUUCCUAUGGAUCCAGACAGACAGAGUAUGACUACCCCCGAAGAAGAGCUCUUCGCACUCUGUUAAACUACAGAUGGAUGGAUUGUAACUAAAGAAACAAUAACACACACACAUACAAACACAGCUAUAAUCAUGCAGCAAGGCAAAGUUCUAUCCCCUGAACCCAUCCUGAGUAGCUUAUUGCAGCUUUUCACUAGCAAUCUGCAAGGAAAUACAUUAUUUGAAAAAGAAAUACAAUAUGAAAUUGUAUAAUUAUGUUGCCAAUAAAAGCUUGUUAUGUAGCUAAUAGUUUCUCUUGGACAUGCAUCAAAUAAACACAAUUUAAUCAA
This is a messenger RNA of Lates calcarifer (barramundi perch), 1791 nucleotides long. It is a transcript of the gene mmp30, whose product is annotated as matrix metallopeptidase 30. The transcript has 10 exons. Gene Ontology annotation, molecular function: zinc ion binding; metalloendopeptidase activity. Bases 109 to 1554 code for a protein of 481 amino acids. Gene Ontology annotation, cellular component: extracellular matrix. The record is from RefSeq and is a predicted model, not a curated record. NCBI's taxonomy places the organism in Eukaryota, Metazoa, Chordata, Actinopteri, Centropomidae. Gene Ontology annotation, biological process: collagen catabolic process; extracellular matrix organization; proteolysis.